This is a messenger RNA of Sporothrix schenckii 1099-18, 285 nucleotides long. RefSeq lists its product as uncharacterized. The record is from RefSeq and is a predicted model, not a curated record. NCBI's taxonomy places the organism in Eukaryota, Fungi, Ascomycota, Sordariomycetes, Ophiostomatales, Ophiostomataceae. The coding region runs from base 1 to 285 and encodes 94 amino acids. The transcript has a single exon.
AUGGGACGGCACGUUCUCGCAUGCCUCCUCGACGCCCCCUCCGGCCUCGUGCCCGUGCUGCCCAGGGCCGAUUCGUACCAGCGCCUGGUCGACAACUGUUGGGUACCCCGUGACGACGGCUGGGCGUUCGAGCACCGGCUGUCCAACAUCCGCUUCAUCGCACCUCUCCAGUGGCCAAGCCGUCGGCCACACGGUUCGAAGUGCGCGUCGUGGGCACCGGCCGCUAGCCAUACUAUCCGAUUUCAACCCCGGCCGGCUGUGGGGCAUGAGAGACAUAAGCCGUAA